UUUUGGAAGCGUGUGGUACUCGUGAGCACUAACUUUGUACUGAAGUUAUAAUCCUUGUUUGAAGUUUUCCGGCGAGGACAUGAAAUCGUCAAAUAAAGACGAUGCUUCAUCUUCUGAGCAAAGUGAAGAGGAUGCCGCCGUUUUUAUUUAUGAUCGUAGAGCUGGCAGCAGGCCGGAGGAGAAGGUUCAGUUAGGCGGCAUAUUCAAUUUUAACACUUUUAAAGAAAAGACCCGAAUAGCUUUCAAUAUCCCAGAAAAUGAAACAUUUGUGAUAGUGACAACAAAUCGACAGGAAAUCCUGGAUGACAAGACUUAUGAAGAGUUGGUUGACGGUAAUGAAACCCUGUAUAUCUUGAAAUCGUCUGACCAAGAACUGAGUGCUCCAACUGAAGAGAGGGUGGAAUAUAUACCCCAUUAUGACACUUUGGUCAAGAGUGGCAUGUAUGAAUAUUAUGCCAGUGAAGGACAAAACCCUUUACCAUUUGCUUUUGCGGAACUUGUAGACAAUGCAAUGGCAGCUACUUCAGAAAACAAUGGAUCAAGGGAAAUUGAAAUAAGACUGAUGUUUGAUGAUUCUAUUGGAAAAGCUGUAGUGUGUGUCCUUGAUAAUGGAGCUGGCAUGACAUCAAAAGAACUCAACAACUGGGCCAUUUACAGGUUAUCAAAGUUCAAUCGCCAGACUGGAAAGAAGGUUGUAGGAGAUGUGCCAAGAUCUUUAAACAGUGACAUUUCAUACUUUGGUGUUGGUGGAAAACAAGCCAUAUUCUUUAUUGGAGAUGCCACAAGGAUGAUUACCAAAUCCAGAGACUGCAAUGAUAUCCAUGAACUUUGUAUUUCACAAGCUGAAUUUGAGAGAAGAGAAAAGAAGAAACAAUCCAUUUAUGGUGGUGCCAUUCUCAACAGGAGGGCUGGAGAUCACGCACACAUUCCAGAUGAUGAAGAAAGUGUUAAAAACCUGGUGGAGGAGGAGGGUAACAAGGAGAGCUUCACUGCUGUCGUUAUAACGGGAAUAGCACCAGAACAUAUUCUUUAUUUGAAGACACAUUUCAAACAAUGGUGUAGACAACUAGCGCACAUCUAUCACUACUACAUACAUGGUCCCCGUGGAAAUGAGAAGCCUGUUGGAAGAGGAACCACUGCAAGUCCUUUCAGGAAUAUUGAUAUACAGGUUAUCCUAUUUGAAAGAGGUAAACAGGCUAAGAGAAUGCACUUGAGAGACAUUGAUGAUGAUAUGCAGACUCAGUAUAUCAGGACAGCAGCUUCUGUGUUUGAGUUCCGUGCUCGUGCAGAAUCAGGGGGAGUGGUUGAAGGUGUGCUGCGCUAUCAUCCAUUUCUUUAUGACAGAGAAACUUACCCUACUCUUGAAGGAGAAAUUCCAGCUGUUGAGACUGCUGAAGAACUCCCUGAUCCAUUGGAAAAGGAUAGCAGAGCACCCAGAGGAAGCCGUCCAAUUUUUGAGUGUUACUGGAAUGGACGGCUCAUUCCAUACACUAGUAUCGAUGUUCUUGAAUGGUGCCAGCCUCCAAAGAAGUGGACAAUUCCCUUGGAAUGUUAUCACAGAUUUUCUGGUUGUUUGUGGACAAAUGAUGCAUUUCAAGUCAGCACAAACAAACUGACAUUUAUGGAUCUGGAAGUCAAAAUUAAAGACAAGAACACUAUCUUCAGCAGGGUCAUUUUGGGACAGGAGCAAAGAGUCAACAUUUCAAGAGCAUUUUAUGACUGGAUCAGAGAAUGUCAUGAAAAUCAUGACAAACAGGUUAAGUUCUUAGGGUUUCAAGGUCAAAUAAAACGUACCGACCUGCCACAGAAGCGAAACCAAAGUCCUUGGUGCAUUUUUAACUCUAUUGAAUGGGAUGGAAAGAUCUUCAAAGUAGGACAGCUGAUAAGGACACAAAGAACGCUACCUUUGAUAUGUGGAACAGUAAAGAGAUUCCUUCUUUUUGGUGAUCAUGAUGGAGAUGUUUUUGCUACUGGAGGAGAAAUGGAAAUAGUGCAGGAGCCAGUUUCUUUAUAUGGUGACACCAAGUUCUUCUCACUGGCCAAGCUGGAUCGAAUGCUGAACCCUGCCAUGAUCAAAAAGUUUAUUGAUGAUGAAGAGGCAAAGUUACCAAGUAAACUGGUUUUAGAGUGGCCGGAGAGUGACAAACUAGAACCUAACUCUAAGAUACCAGCUGGAACCACCAUAGGUGCUAUGAGGGUUGAUAUUCUCAGUGGCAAAGGAGAAUCAGUCAACAAACUUCCUGGUGACAGAAGAAGAUUGUUGGUUGAAUUAAAGGUUAUCUGGCAUGGUAAUGACAAAGAUGGUGAUAAAGUGAUAACCAACCAUGUCUGUCAACAUGGAGGAAAGAACUGGCCUUACUGGUUCAGAAAAAUGGAGAAUAUUACACACUUAGGUCCUCAUACUCUCCAACUUCAAGUGUUGUUGGGUGACACUUCAGCUGGUUCUUCAAUCAAGAGUCUUCCUUGUCACCGCAUCAAGUUCACUGUUACAGAGGCCCACCCAAAUAAAUUUACAGUUGGAAUGUUGGAGACGCCUCUCAGAGUUGGAGUGCCUUUCCAGAUUCCCCUCAAUUUGCUGGAUGAAUUUAACAACCCCUCAAAAUUAGCAGAGGAGAUGUCUCCCAUUUUAAAUGCAAGUGGUCUGGAACUUGCCCAUCAAGGAACAUCAGUGAAAGGAAACAGACUGAUUGUCAAGGGUGUAAUUGCUCUGGGCUCUGUUCCAUCACAUGCAGGCAAGGACUUCAAUCUAAAGAUUACCCUGCCAGGUCUUGAGGAAGGUUCACAGAGCUUGAAGAUUAGGUUACUACCAGGUCCUCCUGAAUCAUUAGUAGUUACCCCUGACAGUGAUGACAUCACAGUUGAAAACAACAGCUCACUUCAGUUACAAGUGCAAGUCCAAGAUAAAGCUGGCAACCUUACAGUUCAGCCCAGACUUAAUGUUGUCUGCAAGCUCACAGGCACACCAGGUCUACCAACAUACAUUGGAGACUGUAGCUCUUCAGGGAAAGUAACUUUAUCAGGUCCUGAUAUCAGUCUGAAGCAAAUCACCAAAAGCACAAAACUCAAAGCCAAGAUUGAACUACAGCAUCAAAAGGAAGUGCCUGCUUUGGAAAGGAAUGUUGUAGUGAUACCCAGCAGUAAAGCGGCAAAACUGGAAGUUUUUCACCAACCAGUGGUUGGCAGACAGAGGAAAAAAAUAGAAGAUGGACAGGAGUUGCCAUGUGUAGUAGGAUAUAUGUUGACUGGAUUAAGUUUUAGAAUUCUGGAUGAAGGCCAGAGAGAAGUUACCAUUGACUACUCAUUAGCAAGCAGGUUCAAGGUGAACUGGACCCCCAAAGUCUCCAAAGAUCUCAUCAAACAAGGAAUUCUUCCAGAUGUUAAGGCACCGUUUUCUUGUGAUGAACCAAAGUAUUGCCAAGUGAGCAUGACUGGUGGAGUAGGACUUGAAUUUUCUUUCACAAUUAAACCUUUGGCUGAUGUACCAAGCAUCCUCAAGUGCUCAUGUGACGAGCCACGCCUCAGAUUAGGAGAACCGUUAUCAUCUGAUAUAAUCCUGUCAGCAACUGACAAACAUGGCAACAAAACUGGCAAGUUACCAAACAGUGUGUUACCUGAGUUUCAUGUUUCUUCGGAUGGUUUAAAAGAAAGGGAUGUGCAAUUGGGAUUCAUUGCAGAUGGUAAUAUAGUAAUCAAGAACAUUCAGUUUGAAGAUGGCCCCCUUGGACACAGAGAAUUGUCCAUUACCUGGAAGGAAAUUAAAUGUUAUCAAAGAGUUGAGAUUACGGCAGGUCCUCCUGCCAAACUCAGGGUUCUCGAUAUUGAUCAUUCAGAGCCUUUGUCAGUUUACAAUGACACCAGAAUGCCAGUCCCACUCACAGUGCAGUUAUGUGAUAACCUUGGAAACCCUUCAGAUGAGCCUAAUGUUAAGGUGGUCCUGAACUGUGACAGGGGACUUAAGUUAACCCCAACACCUGGUGUUCAGAAGACAGACGGCAAAGGUCAAGCUUCAUUUGGUCAUCUCACUGUUGGUGCAGUCAGGGGGAUGUAUGGAAUACGAAUCAAAGCACUCCUGGGAAGAACAGCUUUAGAUGCACCAACAGUGAAUGUUAGAGUGGAGCCAGACCCUUCUAAAGCUGUCAAACUCACUGUCACAUUUGACUCAAAAGCUCCAUGUGUGGUGGGAGAAUUGUUACCAGUUGUUUCAGCUCAUGUCGUAGGAGAGGACGAAGCUGUUAUGAAAGCAGCGAGUGCUAAAGAUAUUGUUUUGAAGAUUUGGCACACAAAGGAUGGUGCGGUAUCUGACAAACCCCCACCUCGGGCUACAACUCUCUAUCCGUCAAAAAGAAAAGCAUCAGAUAAAGAUGGCGAAUUCUACUUCAGGGACCUGAAGGUGCCUGAUGUAUCUGGGCCAUACUGUAUGGUGAUACAGUUUGGAUCAGCAGGAGUCGUGACUCUCUCAAGUAAACCGAUCACGUUUACAGCAAUGCCUGGUCAGCCUGUGAAACUUGAACCAGAAUCCAUUCCAGCCACACCAACAGUGUCCAACACUCAGAGGACUAACAGCCGAACACUGGUGAAGACACUCAAGUUGCAGCUUAAGGACAAGUUUGAUAACCUGACCGGCGAAAAUAUCCGGGGUAAAGUUGUUAUCACAGUUAGUACUCCAUCCGAGGGUAUCGACGAGAUUCCCGCCUUAGCUGGGAAUGUGUACCGCAUGGAAGUACCCCUCCUCAAGGGUGUGGCCAAUGUUCACAACUUGCUCAUACAAGAAAAUACUGCAGGCAAAGAUGGACAAGAAUACUUGCUUAACUUUGACACUCAAAUCCCAGCUAAUGCCUCCCCUCAUCCUAUUCCGGCAUUUACACUGGCUUUCUUGUUCUACAAUGACGUCAGGAAACAACAGCAAAUGGCUCAGCUAACAAAAGAGAGAGAUCACUUAUUUGAAACGAUUCGAACUUACCGCCUUCUGUUUGAAACUACACGGCAACUCAUCAAUGAGAUGCAAGUUUCAGUACACGAGGCGUCUUUACACGAACAAAAGAUCAGAGGAGAACUUAAAAAGCAGAACAUUCCCUCCAGUUCCUUGGCAACGCCUGCAGCUGUGAUGUCAGCUAUAACUGAUUUGUCCAGGAAGCGGGAUCAGAUUGCCAGCACUCCGCGGAGACAAUGUCUCUUACAUCCGGGACCACGGGGAGACUCUGGUAUCCUGGGAAAGGUCGCUCAUUUAGCUCAAGUGGUGGAUGAUGACGUAGCGCGGGUGUUGUCUUGGCACAUGGCUUCAGAUAUGGACUGUGUCGUCACUCUUACCACUGAAAAGGCCAAGCAAGUGUAUCGUGACUCGAAUGGUCAGCAACAGGUUCUUCCCUUAGAUUCCAUUUUCAGACGAAGUUUGCCUGAAUGGAACAGACCACUGCCACACGUACGAGGCUCGAGUAACUACACUCCCACAGGGAACCCAGUGUAUGCUCGAGAUAUGCUGCUAUUCCCUGCAGAAGGAGAUAACUGCAAACUCGUUUUUGGUAUGUUGCUUGGCGAAACCUUGAUCCUUGAUGAUCUUGACUGUGCAAAUAAAUACAGACAAGAGGUUGUGAAGUACACUCACUGUCCAACAAUUCUGACAAGGAGUGGGGAUCGCAUCAGGAGUAACGGGAAGUUUGGUGGCCUUCAGAAUAAAGCUCCUCCAUUGGAGAGAAUGCGAGGUGCGGUGUUUGCUGCACCACUUCCCCUUGCUUUUCAUUCAUUUACAACACAAAUCGAACAACUACAGCAAUUUAAACAAGCCGUUCAGAAACAUGCUCAAGCCAAAGAGGAACUUUCUUUACAGCUACAGCACGGACAAACUGAGGAGAUGAAAGUUAAGCAUCGCGAGUGUAGAGAGGCAGAAACUCAACUACGCUUGAUUGAAGAGCGCCUUGGUAUGACACCAACACAGUACAAUAUGCCUCCAAGUCCUGCGACCAUGUUACUCACAGAGCUCAGCACACCACCAGCACGGACUGCUACCUCUCGUCGCGCAGGCGCACGAGCUGCAGCGGCCGCUUCUGCUUCUCCAACUUUGUCCAAUUCAGUUGUAAAUGGAACGAAUAACACCUCGGCAAAUACGAGUUCUCCACGAACAAGACGAGGUGCUUCUGUUGCUACUGAGGAAAUCCGUUCCAGCAAGCGCACGCGGAGAUAAAAAGAGAAGACUUUACACUAUUAUUAGUUUUUUUUUCUUUCUUUUUCUUUUUUUUUUCUGGCAAACGUUUUAAUUCUAUGCACCUAUUUUGUCCGACACAAACUUUUAAAUGAGCAAGAUGUAGUUGCUCAGUGAAUGUAUCAGCUGGCGGCACCGCAAACAUUCCUUUCAAAGAUGAAGAAUUGCCCCAUCUUGGCUGAGGGGUCCGAAAGGAGUUAAAUUGUUUCAACCCAGAAAUCCAGUCAUAACUUAAAAAUUGUUUGUUUUCAAUCCAAGCGCACCACAUUAAUCUACCCAUACACAUUAUUGUUCAAUAACCAGCAAUCACGUGUCUACGUGGCCCCGGUGGUUGUUCGAAGGGUGGAUAACGCUGUCUACUGGAUACAUCUCUAGUUGAUGGAGAGUGCAAUGCGUUUUACUAACACUUGUCCGUUGAACAGCCUUUUUCGCCCUUUAAACACCUGGAGCCUGAUAUUUUUUGAUUGGUUCUUAGUUUCCGAUUGUUUUUUGACUAGUUCUAAAUAACAAUAUCAAAUUGAGUUUAAUAUACCUCAUGUUAAAUUAUCCGUUGUACUCUCUAUGAACUUAAUAUCACUAUUUAUUUGAAUGCAUGAUGAUAGUUGCAUUGUAACUCAGUAGACCUAUAUGUAUAAUUUAUAUAUCGUCAACCCAAUAUUUAUUAACUAGUACAAUUCAGGGCUGUGUGUUUUCUAUCACUGUGGCUGUGAGUUGCACUCCUCUGUUCCUGUGCCACUGUUCCUUGGUGUUAGCAUUAGACGAAGUAGGACAGUGAGGCUGCUUGCUUGUUAGAUGCAUUUACACAUUUUUUUGGUGCUUUUUCACUAAGUUUAAUUCAUUUUUGUAACUCUUAAAGACAACAGUUUGGAGGGUUUUAUUAUAAUAAAAUAUAUGAUGCUCAAACAGCGUGAAACACUGAACUUUACGUAG
Molecule: messenger RNA, 7126 nt
Organism: Stylophora pistillata
Lineage: Eukaryota; Metazoa; Cnidaria; Anthozoa; Scleractinia; Pocilloporidae
Product: structural maintenance of chromosomes flexible hinge domain-containing protein 1
Biological process (GO): chromosome organization; double-strand break repair
Cellular component (GO): chromosome
Molecular function (GO): protein binding; ATP binding
Source: RefSeq, a predicted model, not a curated record